Molecule: messenger RNA, 1956 nt
Organism: Parnassius apollo (apollo)
Lineage: Eukaryota; Metazoa; Arthropoda; Insecta; Lepidoptera; Papilionidae
Source: the annotation of a GenBank genome assembly
AUGCCACUGGGAGAAACAACGUUUCAUUGGUUAGUUGCGCACGGCAUCCCGCACAAGAAGCAGUCUCCUGGAGGUACAACGUUACUAAGAUCUGAAAUGAACCAACGCAGUAAAAACCUUGUGCUACUUGCACUUUCAAAUGGCAAUCAAAACUCCGUUGAAGUGCAAAAUUUAGCCAACUCUACAAGGAUGCCAUGUUCUGAACAUACAUUGUCUCAUCAUACAAAUUCCGAGAAACAAGUAACACCAGCCAAUCUAGAUGACCUUACAACAACUACUCCAGAGCAGAAUGAUACUACUUUAGAGAACCCCAGUAACUCUCCGUCUAUUUUAUAUGCCACUAAUGAAACGAAUGAACGAAAUAAUAUCGACUUCCCAACAGGUGAUUUCUCCGGCACUGAUUCAGGAGAUGACCCUCGUGCAAGGUCGUCUUCAUCCAGUAGCUCCAGAAGCAGUUCCAGCUGUAGCUCCAGUAGUAGUUCCAGUGGCAAUUCAAGUAGCAGUUCCAGUGAUACUCCUGCUGAGAAUAAUAAUUCUAAUAAUGAGAGUCUUUUUAACGGGCAUAACCAAACAGAGCAACCUAUAACUAAACCAAGAGGCAGAAAGCGUACGCGUAAUCCAACAACCUGGAAAAAGAAUGUUGCUAAGCGAUUGAAAAAUUCUGGUCAAACUUAUAUCUCAGUAAACACCAAAAAACUAAAUCAAGGUAAGACAAUGGGACCUUCAUGUACCUCAAAAUGUCGGUUAUCCUGUGCUGCAAAAUUUACUGAACAAAAAAGGACGGAAAUAUUUAAGUCUUACUGGAAGUUGGAGAGUGUAGAAAGGCAACGGGGUUUUUUAAACGCUUGUACAAGAACACUAAAAUGUGCUUACCGCCGCAUAAAGACUAACAAAAUGUACGACAGAAAAGAAAACACUGCAUAUUACUUGCUUAAUGAGAAUAAAGAGAUCCGCGUCUGUAAAACUUUUCUGAUCAACACUCUGGGUAUCACACAACGGAUAAUACGGACUGUUAUCGACGGCAAAGCACAGAAUGAUGGCUUUACGCCACCUGAUCAACGAGGAAAACACGGAAAGCAAUGCAAAUUGCAACCUGAAGUUAUACAAGCAGUAAAGGACCAUAUCGAAUCAAUUCCAAAGGUUGAAAGUCAUUAUCUCAGGGCUAAUACUAGCAGACAAUUCAUUGAUGGGGGUUUGACAGUCGCAGCAUUGCACAGAAAUUAUUCCGAAAUUCAGAAGCAACAAAACAAGCCUAUUGUAAACUACGACGUCUACUCACGGAUUUUCAACCAAGAUUUUAACAUUGGAUUUUUCAAACCCAAAAAAGAUCGUUGCGAUGAGUGUGAAGCAUACGAAAAUGCCUCUGAAGUAGAAAAGAAUAAAUUACGUGAAAGCUUCAACUUACAUCAGGAAGAAAAAAGCUUAAGUAGACAUGAAAAAGACAGGGAUAUGAAAAGAUGUCAUGAACCUGAUAACAACACAAUUGUUUUCACCUAUGACUUGCAAGCGGUGUUACCCUGCCCUGUUGGCAAAUCAAGCUCGUUUUACUACAAAUCAAGACUUAAUUGUUAUAAUUUAACAAUAUCUAACGCAAACAAACGAGAAACAACCUUAAAUGAAAUGAAUUAUGACGAUUUCUUCGAUUUGAAAUCACUUGAGGAGAACAUGAACUUUAAUAUGGCGAAAAAUGUCAAUGGUGAUGUUAUCAAGACCGGUGAUAUCAAAAGUAUUAAAUUCACCAAGAAUUGUGUAAAUUACCAAUAUCGAACCACUUACAAAACUGAAAACUGGGAGGAAGCAAAAGCUGUUGUUCAACCAAAAAAUUUAGGCGGCAAUAGAGGCAAUCGAAGAAUAGAUGAAAUUAUCUUGAAGCAAGCUUUACAUUUGCAGGAAAAACAACUUUAUUGUAACCGCAGCGUUAAAGACUCCCCGAUUUUCCUGGUAAUGUGGCAGUGA